Molecule: messenger RNA, 1644 nt
Organism: Loa loa (African eye worm)
Lineage: Eukaryota; Metazoa; Nematoda; Chromadorea; Rhabditida; Onchocercidae
Exons: 12
Coding region: 70-1644 (524 amino acids)
Biological process (GO): mitophagy; cellular response to starvation; autophagosome assembly
Cellular component (GO): extrinsic component of phagophore assembly site membrane; extrinsic component of omegasome membrane; mitochondria-associated endoplasmic reticulum membrane contact site
Source: RefSeq, a predicted model, not a curated record
GUUUUAGGAUCGGGGACAAGUGGUUUUUAUUCAGAAUUUGCAAUCAUUUGAGUUCCCGUGUGGUUCCUAAUGUUGUCGGAUAAGAAGACAUGUUGGACGACACAUACAAAAAACAGUCUUCCACACAGCUGUGCUACGAAUGUAAACCGUAUCUCGAUACCUGUUCCAGAUAUCGGAGAACUGGUGAAUCGCAAAGGUUUAAUAAAUGCUCUUGUGAAUAAGGCAACACCAUUGAGUAUAUAUACGCGUAUUAAUUUAGCGAGACGCAAUUCAAAAGUGGAUACAGACAGUAACACAGUAGAUGGUACAAACGACAAACAAUCGUGUUCGUUGUGUAGCAGCAAGAUGUUUUGCCUGUGUCGGAAUUGUGUCAAUCACAAAAUCAAAUUUGUUGAAAGGUACGGUUUGCAAAGAAGAAAACAAUUCAGGAGGCAAAAUUUCCUUCGUGAAAUCGGAGAAAUUUUGGAAUAUGAUAUUUCUCUGGGCGAAGCGUUGCACUCAACAUAUGAAUCCAUUGAAUAUUUGAAGCAAAAUAUUCUUGACAAGAAGAAAGCUAUAAAAAAGAAAAGUGAUGCUGUCAAAAUUAUAUGCAGCAAAACCGAAAGAUAUCGUAGGAUAAUCGAAGAGCUUAAGGAACGAUGCCUUGGACACCAAAAAGUUCUUUGUGGACCACCAAAUUCAUUACAAGCGUUUGUCGAUGCAUAUGAGGAUAAGUUGCAAAAAAUUGUGAAAUUCAAUGCACAAUGGUUUUUAAAGAUUUUCCCUAUACAGCGGGUCAUAAAACCCGAACCUAUCGUAGAUGAAAUGGAAAGACGUUGUCGGGAAAUGAUUGCAGAAGCAUGUCAAGAAGAAUUUACUCCAUCGACAGAUAAAGCGCUGGCUCCAAUGGAAUGUGGAACUUCUUCAGAACAUUGUUACACGGUUUGUGAUUGUGACGCACCAGAUCGAGUCCAGUACAAAAUUUUGAAAGGAUGGCUGAGCAUAGGUAUUCCAACCGCACCUGUUGCUCGACCGGUUCACAAUAUGUUCGCUGCAUUUGUUUAUACUAUCCAGCUUGUUAAUUUGCUAACCGUUAAUUUUGAUGUAUGCAUACCUGAGCAGAUAUCAUAUCAAGAAUUCUCAGCAUGCAGAAAAUGGACAGAAGGUUUAUUUGAUACGGACAUUUUCAAACUGAACCGUGCAGUUGUAAUGCUAUGUCUGAGCUUAGGUAUUGAGUCAAAAUUAAUCGAACCGCUUAAUCCAUUCGCUAAUCUUCUGCUUCUCAGCAAUAUUAUGAAUGAUCCUAAUUCUGUUCCCAAGCCAGGACAUCAUACAUUGGCUAAUGAACUGGCAGUUGUUUUGGAAGAAGAUCUUAGACAGAUUUCUUGGGCAGAACGUGAGCGAAUGGAAGAAGAUGAGUGGUAUAUGGUACGAUAUAGAGAUAAUUAUUAUGAUGAAACAUAUGAUAUUUCAUCGCCUUUGAGAUCAAUCCCAUCACUGAAUGAUUUGGAAGAAAUGCUUCGUGAUUUCUCAGCUUUUGCAUUACCAUCAAGUCGUAUGUCCGAGCAUGAUUUCCAGUGUAUUCUUGAAGAUGCAAGCCGUCAGCAUUCACCCGAGUUUCUUCCUCGUGUUCUUAACAUUUUUAGGAAUUUUAGUUCGAAAUGA